AUGUGUUGUUCAGCAGAGUGCAAUUUAACAAUUUGUCAAACAAAUACUUAUUUUUUAACUUAUUUUUUCUUUCAAGUUGGGAAGAAACCUGUGAUCACUGGAAAUACAACAAUCAAAGAUGGUGAUGAUUUGAAUCUGACCUGCAGCGUUGAAAGUUUCCCUCCAUCUGUUAUCACAUGGAUUAAACAUGGUUCCAUCAAAAACCUGACAAAAGAAACCAAAAUCAUCCUGCAUAACAACACUGGAACAGCCACUCUUAUCAUCCGUAAUGUGACAGUAGAUUAUUCUGGUCUGUACGUCUGUAAAGCAAACCACCAGAUCUCUACUCUGAGUACACAUGCUGAAGUAAAUGUGACAUUUCAUCCAAGGAUCUUCAGUACCUCUGGAUGUGUGGUUCAGUCCGAGGUUCUGACGUGUGUGUGUAUCAGUGAGGGGUUUCCUUUACCCACCAUCAAAUGGCCGCUGUUAGACACUCACACUGAAUACUCUGUCACUACCAAUUUCUCAAACCAUGCAGUUAACCUCAGCAUUACUGUAACUUUGAAAGAUCACAACUACACCACAGUCGAGUGUGUCAGCAGAAAUGACAUUGGGGAAGUAAAAGAAAACCUCAAUGUUACGAGAAAAGCGUUUGAACAAAAACCAAAGGAUCCCAUCCAUAGUUUGUUUAAGACUCUUAAUCUGCCGCAACUCAUCAUUGCAUUUUUGAUUGGGCUACUUGUUGCAACAUCCAUCUGCUGUUUGUGCAGAAAAUGCCAAAGAAGAAAACAGAAGAACUCUGAAGAAAUCGCUGAGACUCUGGAGAUGAUCAGUGCUGGUGAAGCCGUGCAAAAUGAUGGGACCCGAGACGGAGAGGCAGCUGAAGGAGGAGCUGUGGCUCAACCAAACGAUGACGGGGUACCAAGAGAGGUGGAAUACUCUGACAUUAACUUCAGCUUGUUGAAAAGGAAGUGUCCCAAUGGGCCAGAGGCUACUAAAGAGACCACAGAGACAGAGUACACUGAAGUUAAAAGGAAAGGGGAGAGACAAGAUGAUGGUGGACAGGAUGGUGAAAAGGUGGAGGGCAACAAAGAGGAAGAGGUGAUGUUAGUGGGAGAGAAAGAGGUAGAACAGUGGAUGUCUGCAGAGGAGGUGGAGGGAGGUCAGGAUAUGGCAUUGUACUCAAAUUUGAAUGAAAUAAUGGGUAAGGUUUGAGCACAGUGUGGCUUGAAAUCACAAAAUGAUACAUGUUUAAAAAAGGGUUUUCAGUGCAAACACAAUGGGUGAUUAAACAUUGGCGUAACAUGCAUGCAAGAACUACAAGAAUAUUGCAUGUUUUUACAAACUAGAAAGUAUGUAUACAAUCAAUUUGACAUGUUAUUGAAAAACCUUUUAACAAAGCACUGUGCUCUCAGCAUGAAAUUAACCGACCUUAUCAAGCUUCUGUUUGUUUUUUUUGGAAUCUAACCGCUAUCUUAGGUUACACCUAUUCCAUAUGCACAUUUUUUGUAAUCCUCACAGUUUCUGCUUCACAUGGCCGAUCCCCUAUCCACCCACACUGAACUGCAUGUACAUUUUAUCAGCUAGAAUGAUUGGUUUUUUGUAGCAGUUAGGCUUUCCAUUAUAAUGCAUUGUUAUGUUUGUAGAAAUGCAUGCAGAUAGUAUUGCUUGUUUUAUUACUAUGGAGACAUUGAAGUAGGUCUUGUUAUUGUAUUAUAUAGGGUUUCUUUGUUCAAAUGCUGUUUUCUUCUAUUGUUUAUUAUUCCAUUGAGCUUUUCCAAACAACUUUACUUUGUUCAUGAAAAUGAUUAUAGUGCUGGUGUGCAAGGAGAGGGCAUGUUAGCUUUGUGUGUACCAAAGUCUGCAUUUUUUACUUUUAGAAUGUAAACAGGUUUUGAUUAUGUAGUAUGUGAAUAUAUGUACAUAUAAUGUCCCAUUUGCAGUUGUGUAUAUCUUAUACAACUUAUUUACUUAAAAGAUGUAAGCAGAAAUCCUAUUAAUUUAAUCGACAAUGUGUUAGAAUGUUUUAUUGCCAUUAAGAAACUGUAUGUCGAAGUGUUUUUUGUUAAGAAUGUGAUUGUUUGAAUUGCAUGCCAUGAUCCAAGUUAAGAAAAUGGUAGCAUAUACAGAAGUUCAACAUUUUAACCAACUGUUUUAUACCUGAGAGUUAGAGGAGAAUAGCAAAUAAAUGCACAUGUCUGUGCUAAUAUGAAGCUAUAGAGCUAGCAGAGUUAGCUUAGUUUAACCAUUUUAAAUGGGGGGGAAAAGCUCCAUGUGAAGUUUAAAAUAAUCCUCAAAAGCACACAAUGUAAGAACUUAGUACAAAAACAAAGAUAAAAGAACAAUUUGUAGUUUUAGGACCAAUUAUGUGCAGCCAGCUGCACCAGCUGUUACAGUUGAGAAAGUCCAAACCAGGAUGUGUGUUGGGUGAAUGUUUUCUUUUUUAAUUUACAUUUUACUCAUUGUUGUAAAGCAUAUAUUUGAGCAUGUAUUAAAGCAGUUAACUUGAUCUAAAUAUUAGCAUAACAGAGAAACUGCGUAACCUUAACUUGAAGUCCAAUUACUUUGAACUAACUCGCAUAUAUAUUUAAAGGAUGCUUAACACUUUCUUCUGCUGUCACAAACACAGGAAAUAAUUUUGUGAGAGGGUGAUUCUAAAAUAACAUGUGAAACACCAGCCACAUGUUGGACGGUUUGCAUACUGGGUUCUGAAAAGGGAAGAAAGAAGCUUUUUCUAACAAGAGUACAUUACACAACUUCCUCACAUUUAUUAACUUGACUUUGUUCCUCUUUAUUGGUAAAGCCUUCAGUAUAUGGCCAAACCCAACAUUCAUGUAACAAAGGUUUCCAUAAUAAAGAAAAUGAAACUUG
Messenger RNA from Notothenia coriiceps (black rockcod), 2850 nucleotides. RefSeq names its product hemicentin-1-like. The transcript is spliced from 6 exons. NCBI's taxonomy places the organism in Eukaryota, Metazoa, Chordata, Actinopteri, Perciformes, Nototheniidae. Gene Ontology annotation, molecular function: cell adhesion molecule binding. Gene Ontology annotation, biological process: cell-cell adhesion. The record is from RefSeq and is a predicted model, not a curated record. Gene Ontology annotation, cellular component: cell-cell junction; plasma membrane. The coding region runs from base 1 to 1194 and encodes 397 amino acids.